This is a messenger RNA of Vicia villosa (hairy vetch), 603 nucleotides long. RefSeq lists its product as uncharacterized. Lineage: Eukaryota; Viridiplantae; Streptophyta; Magnoliopsida; Fabales; Fabaceae. The coding region runs from base 1 to 603 and encodes 200 amino acids. The transcript has a single exon. Gene Ontology annotation, cellular component: nucleus. Gene Ontology annotation, biological process: base-excision repair. Gene Ontology annotation, molecular function: phosphoric diester hydrolase activity; DNA binding; double-stranded DNA 3'-5' DNA exonuclease activity. The record is from RefSeq and is a predicted model, not a curated record.
AUGAUUAUUGGUUCUUUGAACAUUAGAGGGGGAGCAAAUGCGCUCAAAAGAAGGAGAAUUAGUCAUUUGAUUAACAAAGGUAGUGCGGAUAUUUUCCUUUUGCAAGAAACUAAGAUUUCCAAUAUGGUGGAGGAUUAUGCUAAUAGUUUUUGGAGACACUCGGAGAUUGGUUUUUCCUUUGUCAACUCGGAGGGUAGGUCGGGUGGUUUGAUUACGAUGUGGAAGAAAAACACCAUGGAUGUUUUGUUUAGUUUUAAGGGGGAAGGGUAUUUGGGGUUAAAAGUUUGUUGGAAGGAGGACUUUUAUUAUGUGGUUAACGUGUACUCUUCUUGUGAUUUGUCUAAGAAGAAGGUUUUGUGGGAGAAAUUGUUAGACUUGAUGAGAAUUUACUCCGAUGGGGAAUGGAUAUUAGGCGGAGACUUUAAUGCUAUAAAGAAUGCUAGAGAGCGUAAAGGGAGAGUGGAAGGGAGCUACAAGAAGGAGACGGAAAUUUUUGCCGAGUUCAUUCAUAAGAGCUCCUUGGUGGACAUUCCGUGUAAAGGUAAGAAAUUUUCGUGGUAUAGUGGUGAUGGCAAGUCUAUGAGUAGGAUUGACCGGUUCUAA